CGGCGCCUUCUGCACCGUCGGGUUACAUCGCGCUGGUGACGUUGCCUUCCCUCAGCGAGGUCAAUGAAACCUUCGUGGGAAAACGUGCCUUGAUCAGCGGCUGGGGAAGAAAGGGUGACUUCGAGGACCAUUCUGAGACUCUUCAGUAUACUGAGGUGACGGUUAUUCCCAAUGCAGUAUGCGAGCAGAUGUAUGAACCAGGAUUCAUUCUUGAAAGUACGCUGUGUGCCGGAAACGAAAACAGAGGCAUCUGCAGUGGCGACCAUGGCGGACCACUUGUCCUCAAGUCCAAAGAUGGCUACAAGCAGAUCGGCAUUGCCAGUUUUUACUAUGAGAAGUGUGAAGUACCUGUACCUGGUGGCUACUCCAGGGUAACAUACUUCCUCGACUGGAUCACAAGAACUGCUCAAAUCAGUGUCACCUGAGACGGUGGUAUUGACUGUGGCACAGUUUCGUCACUAGAUCGCAUUCCAUAUGUAUUUUAAUUACAAUGAAAAAUGUCAGAACAGAACACUUAAUAAUGGCCAAAAAAUACGUUCUCAGACCAAUGUCCAACUGAAUGCUAACGUAGCAUAAAUGCUACAUUCAUUUUUCCCUUUUUCAUCUCAUGGAGUAGACUGAAACUCGCUGUCCUCGAUUGUAGCAUACACCAUGUGCUUUAUAUAAAUCAGUUGUUUUUCUCUCUGAAUGUUU
Messenger RNA from Schistocerca cancellata (South American locust), 693 nucleotides. RefSeq names its product tryptase-like. The transcript has 4 exons. NCBI's taxonomy places the organism in Eukaryota, Metazoa, Arthropoda, Insecta, Orthoptera, Acrididae. The coding region runs from base 189 to 425 and encodes 78 amino acids. Gene Ontology annotation, biological process: proteolysis. Gene Ontology annotation, molecular function: serine-type endopeptidase activity. The record is from RefSeq and is a predicted model, not a curated record.